Molecule: messenger RNA, 464 nt
Organism: Gordionus sp. m RMFG-2023
Lineage: Eukaryota; Metazoa; Nematomorpha; Gordioida; Chordodea; Parachordodidae
Product: mitochondrial translation release factor in rescue-like
Exons: 2
Coding region: 25-459 (144 amino acids)
Biological process (GO): translational termination
Cellular component (GO): mitochondrion
Molecular function (GO): translation release factor activity
Source: RefSeq, a predicted model, not a curated record
CCUAUUGGGUAUAAAUGUGACCAUAUGAUUUUUCUGCAAAGACAGCUGAUACCAAUUAUAUCGUUUCUAAAAUUCGCUUCAUCUAGACCUAAUUUAAAAAAUUUAUAUCCCCCAGUUAAGGAGGAAGAAUUAGAAGAACAUUUUAUCAAAGGGUGUGGUCCCGGAGGAUCAAAAAUUAACAAAUCCAUUAAUUGUGUUUUAUUAAAGCAUUUACCAACUGGAAUAUUUGUGAAGUGCCAACAAGAUAGAGCUCUAGACACUAACAGAAAAAUAGCGAGAUUUUUAUUGCAAGAAAGAUUGGACACACAUUACAACGGGGAAAAUAGUAUCGUUGCUCUGCGAAACCGAAGCGAAAUAGAAAAAGAGGCCAAAAACGCUAAGAGGGCUCAAUCUAGAAGGGAAAAAUUGGCGAAAUACAAAGACCUUCUCAAACAAAGCAAUGAUCACCAAAUUCAAUAAAAUGU